AUGGCAGACCUCCAGGAGCUGUUCAAUACCGCUAUAGAGCCGCUCCCGUCUAUUGACGACAAGAGCUUCGCAUCUCACUUCGAUAGUUUCGCUGGAAAGCAAGUCGUCCUUCUCGGUGACGGAAGUCAUGGCACAUCUGAAUUUUACCGCGCACGUGCCGAGAUCACCAAACGAUUCAUUGAGUAUCACGGCUACACGAUGGUAGCCGUGGAGGCCGAUUGGCCAGAUGCAGAAGCCGUCGAUCGCUAUGUGCGCAUGAGACCAGGCCCUAGAGCCAACAUUGGAGGUGUAGCACGUGGACAGGAAAGACAUGAACCCUUCAAACGAUUUCCGACUUGGAUGUGGCGCAACCGCGAGAUGCAGGAUCUAGUGGAGUGGAUGCGCGAAUGGAACAAGGAUAAGCCUGAGGAAAGACGAGCGGGCUUCUAUGGCUUGGAUCUUUACAGCAUGGGUUCAUCAAUGAGAGCAGUCAUCGAGUAUCUUGACCGAGUGGACCCUGCAGCAGGCAAAGAAGCUCGGAAACUAUACGGAUGUCUGAAUCCGUGGGCAGAGGAUCCGGCGGCUUAUGGCCUUGCACAUAUACAAGGAAUGCGGGACUGUGAAGCUCAAGUCAUACAGAUUCUGCGAGACCUUCUCAACAAUCGGCUGGAAUAUAUGCAGAAUGACAUUUUUGAUGGCGAGGAAUUCCUGAGUAGCAAGCAGAACGCCUUUCUCGUGCGCGACGCGGAGGAAUAUUACAAAGCGAUGUACUGGAGCUCCGCCAGCUCGUGGUCAUUGCGUGAUACACACAUGUUCGAAACAUUGGCGCGUCUGCUAGAACAUCGUCCGCCACCUGUACACAAGGCGGUUGUGUGGGCGCACAACUCGCACGUUGGAGAUGCUCGCUUCACUAGCAUGGGUUCCCAUCGCAAUGAAGUUAACAUCGGACAGCUCUGUCGAGAACGCCUGGGUCCUGGCAAUGUUUCAAUCCUUGGGUGCUGUACUCAUACAGGCACUGUUGCGGCAGCACACGAGUGGGACGAGGACAUGGAAGUCAUGAAAGUUCGACCUUCAAGAAAUGAUAGCUGGGAAAGACUCGCCCAUGACACAGGGGUCGAAAGCUUUUUCCUUGAUCUCCGACGUGAUCGUCUUGAUCCCGCACUGCGUGAUGCUCUUUUAAAGGAGAACCGUCUUGAGCGCUUUAUUGGAGUGAUCUACAGGCCUGAGACUGAAAAGGUCUCCCAUUACUCUCAGGCGUUCCUUCAUAAACAGUUUGAUGGCUUCAUCUUCUUCGACCGAACCGAGGCUGUGAACUCCCUGGAGACUAUCCAGCCUGCAACCGCACUUGGGAAAGAAGAAACAUAUCCCUUUGGGCUUUAA
Messenger RNA from Penicillium cinerascens, 1359 nucleotides. Its product is annotated as putative erythromycin esterase. Gene Ontology annotation, biological process: response to antibiotic. The transcript has a single exon. The record is from RefSeq and is a predicted model, not a curated record. NCBI's taxonomy places the organism in Eukaryota, Fungi, Ascomycota, Eurotiomycetes, Eurotiales, Aspergillaceae. Bases 1 to 1359 code for a protein of 452 amino acids.